GCGAGAAUUGAAAUCGAAACCGCAUCCGAAGGUUUCCGUAUUGCCUCCUCCUCUUCGUCUCUUCCCCUCUGGAUCGAGGAAAUGGAAGAAGUCCCAUCGAUGAGGAUCGCCGCAGGAAAGGAAGGGACCGAAGAAGCAGCUGGAGACACAGUGGUUCCGCCGAUGGGGGCGACGGAGACGAUUAAUCUUUCGGUGAAGAUGGCAAGGCUGACAUCGGAUGAGACGGAGAAAGGACAGACGGGCAAGAUCUUAAUUACUCUGUCGAUUUCCAAUUACGUUAGUAGGUAUCAAGACACAAACAUCAAAGGCACGAAGCCCCAUUGGGGGCGUAAGAAAUGUUUCAGCGCGAGCUUGAUAUCUCUUCGCUGGUUUAGGGAUAUCUGAAAUAACUCCAGAAACCAAUAAAAUCGUUUGAAUGAGGGGUGCGUCAUCCUAAAAACUUGGAAUAUCUGAUUGAGAAGGGUGGUUUACUUUCGGGAAAGAAGGUUAAAGAAUCAGGCAAGCUCGGGAGCUUGGCAAAUGGCAGCUUCUCAUCGUCCUUAAAACGCCAUGGCAACUGCUGGUCCCAACUCACCAGAUAUUGACUACGUCGAUCUCAUUCACAAGUUUAUAUAUGUGUAUGUGUACAUAUAAUAGUGAUCCAAGGUAUAAAAUAUCAACAGGACAAAGUAAUCCGAUCAAGCCAAGGAAGAUGCAUGUUUGAUAGGAUUACCGGACUGAAAUCUUGAGUAAGCAUGUUCCCCCCAAGUCGGUGAUCAGGUACGGGGAACACGUUUUAGGAUCUUACGGACAGCCGAAUCCCAAGUCUUGUAUAUGGGAACACAUAACAAGUCUUUGUAAGCGCUCUCCCAAGUUUUUCACCGGAGAAACCAGCAGGUCGAGGUUCUCCCUUUUCUAGUCAAACUACAUUGAAUUUUCCUCUUUCUCCCUCUUGUCCUUUUCUUUUUGUUUUUAUUUCCAUUGGGUUGACUUGACCAAUCGUCACCACCACAAAGCAUGUCUAAAUAACAUCUAGAGGAGUACAUUCAUCGAUUGUGCUCUCUCUCUCUCUCUCUCUCUCUCUCUCUCUCUCUCUCAGGUGCUGGCCAUCAAAGGGUCCUCGAAGAUUGAGCAGAUGAAGCUGAUGUUCUGUGGAUGUUGGAGGAGGGGAAAGAUAGGAGGAGGUGGUGGUGGCAGCGAACAGCAGCAGCAGUCAUCAUCGCAGCCGUCACCGUGGAACCUAUUCAUCGACCUGAAGACGUUGGAAGUCGCCACCGAUGACUUCUCCGAAUCCAAUCUUCUCGGCCAAGGCGGCUUCGGCCCCGUUUACAAGGGGGUGUUGGAAAACGGGCAAGAGAUUGCAGUGAAGAAGCUCUCACUGAACUCUCGGCAGGGGGUGCGGGAGUUCACCAACGAGGUGAAGCUGCUGCUCAAAGUCCAACACCGCAACCUCGUGUCGCUCCUUGGCUGCUGCAUCACCUCCGAUCAGAAGAUGCUCGUCUACCCCUACUUCCCCAACCGAAGCCUCGACCACUUCCUUUUUGGGAACAGCUCCGCGGCAACAUUGGAUUGGUCAAAGCGUUUUGAGAUCAUUGGGGGAGUGGCGAAGGGCCUCGUGUAUCUUCACGAAGAAUCUCCUGUGAAGAUCAUUCACAGGGACAUUAAAGCCAGUAACAUUUUGCUUGACGACCAACUAAACCCAAAGAUAGCUGACUUCGGCAUGGCAAGACUCUUCCAGGGGGAUGAUACCCACGUCAACACGUUCAAAAUUUCUGGUACCUACGGCUAUAUGGCCCCAGAGUACGCAAUGAACGGCUAUUUAUCAGCAAAGGCAGAUGUCUUCAGCUUCGGGGUAUUGGUAUUGGAGAUUGUGAGCGGCAGGAAAAAUCUCGACGGGCGAUUGGAUGAAGAAAAGUCCGACCUAUUGAGCUACGCAUGGAAGGUGUUUCAGGAGGGAAAAGCACUGGAGAUCAUGGAUCCUACCAUCCCUUCCGGGAACGGCGACGAAGCUGCACAGUGCAUCCAAAUAGCACUGUUGUGCUGCCAAGCCGUGCUUUCUGAUCGACCCGACAUGUACACCGUCCAUCUCAUGCUUUCGAGCGAUUCCUUCUCGUUGCCGAAGCCAGGACGGCCUGGGACUCGCGGAAGAGUAGGGCGAUGGACCUCGACGCCCAACUCGACUCUCACCAAGGCCAGCACAAGCAGUGGUGGGUACACCGCUUCUGACACCACAAAAGCUUCCACCCUGUACAGUGUAGCGGAAGACCACUCCCGGAACUCGAUCUCGGUAUCUUUUACCACAGAGGGUCGGUGACAGGAAGAUGCUCACGCGAGUUCCAGUCUUGCAAUGUAGGUGGUCUUCGAAGAAGAAACAUAUGUUAGCAGUGGCCAACGUUGCAGAGAGGAGGAGGAGGCUUCUCUUUCGUCUCAUGAUCCUCUGUAGCAUAUGGGUGUUCUUCAAGCCUCAGGACGGAGGACUGGCGGUUCCCGUAUUACACAGGGAGAACAUGAUCACCACAAGGAGGAGGUUGGACUCGCCGGGAAUUGACAACCUCAUCGACGAGAGCAAGCGGCGAGCACCCAGCUCGCCGGAUCCCCUCCACAAUCGGUAGCUUCUCCAUUUCCCUCGCUCGGUCUUUGCAUCACUCAAUAUGCAAAAGUUUUCAUAGCUGAAGGCCUCUCCUUUCCCCCCUCCCUUUCUUACUUGAAUUGCUGAAUGUGAUUGAUGAUGAAGCGGAUGUCAGGAUCAUGGAAGAAGUAAUCGAGGACCCUUAAAUUGUUGAUGA
Molecule: messenger RNA, 2765 nt
Organism: Musa acuminata AAA Group (dessert banana)
Lineage: Eukaryota; Viridiplantae; Streptophyta; Magnoliopsida; Zingiberales; Musaceae
Product: cysteine-rich receptor-like protein kinase 44
Exons: 9
Coding region: 1115-2293 (392 amino acids)
Biological process (GO): protein phosphorylation
Cellular component (GO): plasma membrane
Molecular function (GO): protein serine/threonine kinase activity; ATP binding
Source: RefSeq, a predicted model, not a curated record